UUUCUUUAGAUCUUGUCAUAACUUUUAAUUUAAUGUGUAAAUACCCAAAUCCCACGCCUAUAUAAAGACUUGUUCCACUAUUCGAAGUCGUUCGAAUUUCAAAUUUCAAAUUUCAAAUUUCCAAAGAGAAUUUAAUUUUUUGAAUUUCAACUUAAUUAAUUAAAUAAUUUGAUCAGAUGCUGGUAAUAAGACUUGGAUAAUGGCUUUUGUGUUUGAUGAAGAAUGGUGGAAAUAGAAUUAUGGUUUUUGCAAUCGAAGUUCAACGGUGAGUGAGCGGUUGGGAAAUAGGAUUAUGGGAGGAGUGGAGGACCCGUAGGAGGAACAAUUAAGAAAGAGAAAACACCCAAAACUUAAUGUGGAAUGAUAGUUCAAUUCAUUACUUAUUUGUCAUUUUUUGUAAGUAUUAAGUCAACUAAAUCAAUUGUCCAGAUUGAUCAUCAGUAAUGAAAGGCUAAGAUUCAGUGUAUUGUGGUGGCUACCAUUUUGUUAUAAUCAUUCAAGAGUUUUGCCAUAAAACCAUAGGAAUUAAUUAUAGACAACUUUUGUUAAGACCGCCGUACCGAAAAGACCGAUUUGAUGACUUAACUAAUUGUUUUCAUUGCUUAACUACUCCCUCCGUCCCGGAAUACUCGACCCGGUUUGACCGCCAUAGAGUUUAAGGGACUUGAAUUGACUUAUUUAAUUUAAUAGGUAGUAGUUGAUAGUGGGGUAUUAUUUUAAUGUAGUUAGUGGGAGGUGGGUUAAGAGGUGGAGUUGGAGGAGAGUAGGGGUUGAAUUUUUAAUUAUUUUUUGUAUGGAGUAGGGGUUAGGUGGGUUAAUAGGGGUGGAGUGAGAAAUAAUAUAAUAUUGUUGGAAUAUAUUCAUUUUUAGAAACAGGUCAAGUAUUAAGGGACGGCCCGAUAAGGAAAACAGGUCAAGUAUUCCGGGACGGAGGGAGUAAUAAGUUUCAGUGCGUAACUAAUUAGUUCUAUUGUUUAACUAAUUGGUUCCAUUUCUUAACUUAUAUGACACCAAUGCGGUCUUUUGUGUAGGACCGCCUUAUAUUAUAAAAGUGUGUAAUUAUAAAAUAUGCAUCUUUUAAUUUGCAUUUUGCAAUUAUUCUGUAUCUAAACCAACAUAAGUUAGUGGAGUUAAUAGAAAACUCACUUUGUGACUUAGAGGUCAUAAGAUUGAGCGCCAUCAGCUGCGAAUGAUCCCUUCUAAAAAAAACUAGUUUGUAUCUAACAAACCAAGCAUUUUAAAAUAUGACUUAUAGAUCCUUUCUACUCAUAUAGGCUAGAUUGCCAAAAUCAAUCAAUUUCCCAAUACUACAACCAUUAGCUAAAGUCAAUUAGUCUACUAGAAUUAACAUUAAUCAAACAACUUCUAACUUUCUCAUUUUUUUCUGAAUGAGCUGCAAGAACAUCACGAAUUGAGGCUGGGAUUCGAACUAGUGGUCUAUCGUACGGCGUACACAUGCAGACACUCAUUAUUUGUCACUAGAUAAAGACAUGUACGUUACGUUGGUCACUUUAUUUUGCAUUGAUUCCUUCAUUUCAUACGUAAUUGACAGCUAAUCUGAAAUCAUAGAAUAUUAUCAACUUGGAAAAUAAUACUACAAAGUCCUACUGUGAAGUGAUACUUAAGUUGAAGAAUUAAAUCUAUAGAUGCAUGCGACCUGCUAUAUAUAUAUAUAUUAGCACAGAUCCAAUUCAAAAGCGUAAACACAUGCAUGCUUAUCAACAUGUCUGCCUUCCCAUUACUCCUAUCUCUAUGCUUCCUUGUUUCGCCGUCGAUUUCUCAAGAUUCCUCAUCUCCUUCUCCAGCUCCAGCUCCAGCUCCAGCUCCAUUCCCUGAAAGAUCUUUCCCACCUUCACUUUUCCUCUAUAUCAAUCAAGGUGACUUAGAGGAUACCGCUGGUGAAUUCGACUCCUACUUCCGACGUGUAGGAGGAAUAGGUAGUCCAAAGUUCUCUUUAUGCUUGUAUUCCUUCACCCCUAAUUCUUUUACCCUUGGUAUAGGCAUGGACUUCUAUCCUAAAUGGGUUUGGGCCGCCAACCGGAAUGACCCGGUACAUGACGGGGCAACUCUUACCUUAGGGCUAGAUGGCAAUCUUGUACUAGCCGAUUUUGAUGACCGUGUUGUUUGGCAAACCAACACGUCCAACAAGGGUGUGGUUGGAAUGAAGAUGCUUGAUAACGGUAACUUGGUAUUACACGAUGCUAAAGACAAUUAUAUAUGGCAAAGUUUUGAUUACCCCUCGGAUACACUAUUAGCAGGACAGUCUCUUAAGGCCGGGCUUACUAAUAAGCUCGUAAGUCGUGCAUCGCCUACGAGCGAUUUAGAGGGGAACUAUACCUUAGAGAUGAGACCCAAUAAUGUGUCUCUAUACUACAAGAGCCCGAAAAAUCCAACACCACUUCCUUACUACAGAAUUGAUCAGAGUUAUAGCACAACACCUUCCAAAGAAUUCAAAUAUUAUGUAGCAGUCACAAACUUCGUUAGUCAUUUUACUUUCCAAGGUAUUCAAUACAUAACCACAGAUUGGCUAUCCAGUUCAAACCAGCAGUUAGCUGAUACAUGGUACGAUGGCACGUAUUCCUUCCUUCGACUUGACAUUGAUGGUAAACUACGUACGUAUAAUCUUGAUCCUCUGAAUAGGGGUAUAUGGAAAGUGGAGUACACUCUUUUCAUGGGAGAACCAUUGGUGGGUGAUCAAAAAGGAGCAACUGAAUGUCAAAUGCCUGAAAAGUGUGGGGAUUUCGGAGUUUGCUACAAAGAACAGUGUGUAGCUUGCCCUUCCCCUAGAGGGCUCUUGGGUUGGAGCGAAAAGUGUGCGCCUCCGAACUUGGUAUGCAACGGUGGGGAGAUGAAUGCCAAGUACUACAAGGUUGUCGGUGUUACGCAUUUCAGUAGCAUGUACACCGAAGGAGAGGGGCCUAUGCAGCCAAGGAAAUGUAAGGCCAAAUGCACUGAAGAUUGCAAGUGUGUGGGUUUUUUCUAUGAUGAGGAGAGUUUAAGAUGUUGGAUUGUUUAUGAUCUCAAGACUUUGACGCAAUCUGGUAACCCUAAGCACUUUGGUUAUAUCAAAGUGUCUAACUAAUAAUUGUUUAAUUUUUUUUUAUAACUAAGGUGUCCAUCGCCGACAACAACGACAGUGUGGGCGGUUUGCUUGAGGUAUCAAAUACAGUAAUGGUUGAUCAUCAAGUAAUCAUCAUAUCUUGUACUAUACAUAUUUCGUUCUAAAUUAAUCUUAUCCUGUAUUGUUGAAUAACAAAAAAGAAUAUUUGGCUAACCUUGGUUAUGGAUAUAACUUGAGUGAGUAUGGGGAUGUGUGGAUGUCAAAAGUCAUAUAUAUCCACCAUAGGGGGGUGGAUUUGAUAGCUUUCCCGCCCAAUAAAAUGUGAGUACUUUUGCAAGCUCUGGAGUUUCAUCCAACAUGUCAAGCAAGAUUACACCUCAGGCAAUCCUAAUGAACAAUGCAUCAGCACCAAAACCCGCUUCCUGUCAUUCGGCUACGUGAACCCUGCAUAUGAUUACAGUUAUUCAAGAAUCAACAACAAAAUUGUGAUAGAAGAAACUCAACCCGAAAUCUUAGAAACCCAUUGUUACUUUGUUAGUUACUCACUCCGUCGCGAAUACUCGCAUCGAACACGCUUACCAAUGUACAAUUUUGACCACCAAUAUAUUUAACUACAUAUUAUAAGAACUUGUACAAUAUUAAUAUUUUGAAAACAUAUAUUAAGAUGAAGCCAACAAUAUAUCAUAUACUAAUAUUUGUUUUCAUAUACUAGAAAUAAAAUAAGGUCAAAGCGAAUUAUGUGAAUAGUACAAAAAGCCAAAACGGUGCAAAUAUUCCGGGACGGAGGGAAUAUAAAACAAAUAUAACACCUAGUUUCCCCCACCCGGCCCCCUCCUAAAUUAUUGUGCGACAAUUAUUUAGAAACAGAUAAACAUGAUUAUACUGGCAAGUAAAUUACACAAAAUAUGACACGGGACUCUGAUAAUUUGCAGUACAUCAAGGAUUUAAUUCUACUAGUUACAAAACAUCAUCUGUGUAACAUCUGUGUAACGCUUCAUAGUUGCUU
Messenger RNA from Spinacia oleracea (spinach), 4067 nucleotides. RefSeq names its product EP1-like glycoprotein 3. The coding region runs from base 1712 to 3082 and encodes 456 amino acids. The record is from RefSeq and is a predicted model, not a curated record. The transcript has a single exon. NCBI's taxonomy places the organism in Eukaryota, Viridiplantae, Streptophyta, Magnoliopsida, Caryophyllales, Amaranthaceae.